AUGCCCUCCCUCGUGGUUGUCACUAUCCAAUCGGCCAUCCUCAAAGCAGGCGCCAAUAUCACGGCUCAGACUCUAUCACAAUGGGGAACAGAAGCACCAGCCGAAAUGGACUGGGCUCGAGUAGUUGAAUUCGCUGUAUUUGGCUUGGUCUCUGCGCCCUUGGUCUCCCUUUGGCAAAGUGUUUUGGAGGAAACUUUCCCAACUCAGAAUGGCGUUGUUGGGCCAACCCCCGAACCAAACCCCCACGCUCAAUCUUCUACUCGAAAGUCCGACGAACAAUAUCGGGUCAACUGGUGCAAUGUUCUUGUGAAACUUUUGUUGGACCAAACCAUUGGAUUAUGCUUCACAAACGUCGUAUUCAUCACUUGCACCACUGGGGCCAGACUCCAAAGCACAAGCCUCCUGGUUCGCGAAAUUGAAGCGAGAAUAGUCGGAAUUAUGAAGGCUGGGUGGAGGAUUUGGCCUCUCGUUGCCCUUUUCAAUUUCCUAUGCGUUCCCUUGCAAUGGAGAGUGGCCGUGGCAUCUAUUAUUGGAUUUGGCUGGAAUAUCAUCCUCAGUUUCCUGUCGAAGUAA
Messenger RNA from Penicillium cosmopolitanum, 573 nucleotides. Its product is annotated as Mpv17/PMP22 family protein. Gene Ontology annotation, cellular component: membrane; cytoplasm. The record is from RefSeq and is a predicted model, not a curated record. Bases 1 to 573 code for a protein of 190 amino acids. The transcript has a single exon. Lineage: Eukaryota; Fungi; Ascomycota; Eurotiomycetes; Eurotiales; Aspergillaceae.